GACUCAGAGGCAGGUCUUUUUCGGGGAGCUUCAUCGUGGUCGUCGCUGUUCAAGCUGUUUAUUAGUUCCUAAGAUGUUGGCUCCAAAGCACUUCUGUAUUUUUUGCUAACUUUAUAUGAAAUUUAAAAAGGGUUAAAUCUUGUAAAACAAGAACUUGAUUUUUCUUUUUUUCUUUUUUCUUUUUUUUUUUUUACCAGACUUUGUCAUCCUUCCCGCCAUCAGGUCGAUUAACAGCAGAUUAACGGCAGGUUACCGGAUCGCCGCCGGUAUGAACACGGAGGAGACCAACGUGGAUGUGAAGGAUGCUGAGCAGGAGGAGGAGGCGGCGGAUCCGGCUCCGGAUGCCGCCCCGGUCCCCUCGGAUGCUGAUGCGACGGAGGCCGAUGUGAGCGAGGUAGACCUGGAUCAGGAGGAGCAGGAGAGGCAGCCGAUGACCGGAGGAGCGGAGCGGGCCGAGGACGCUCCGUCUGCCGGAGGAGACACACCGGCGGCGGAGAAAAACGGCUCCGUGAAGCUGAAGAUCCCCGAGGAGGAGGACCGGGAGGAGGUGAAAUUCACCGGGCUGAACAAGGAGGAGCUGCUGAGGGUGGCCGGGACCCCGGGGUGAGGAGGAGGAGGAGGAGGAGGAGGA
Plectropomus leopardus (leopard coralgrouper) is the source of this 631-nucleotide messenger RNA. The record is from RefSeq and is a predicted model, not a curated record. NCBI's taxonomy places the organism in Eukaryota, Metazoa, Chordata, Actinopteri, Perciformes, Serranidae.